AUGGCCUCAGAAGCGAAGCUAGUGACGAUCGAUCCCAACGGCGACACCCUGAUCAUCUUGGAAAAUCCGAAGACCUGGCUACUGGAUCCGACACUAGGACAACAACUGGAAGUGAAAGACGAUGCCGAUUCUGAUGUCGAUUCCAACAGCGACUCGUCUAUCGCGCACUCCGCAACUGAAGAUGCAUCUCACGAUAGCGCCGCGAACGAAAGCUCAUCCCAGCCAGCAGUCAAAUUCCUCGUAUCAUCACGCCAGUUGCGCAUCGUGUCGUCCUACUUUGACAGCAUAUUCAAAGGUGGCUACAACGAGACGUUACCGAACCCCGACGACGGCCUGUAUUACAUCAAAGCAGAAGACUGGGAUGCGGAGGCUAUGGAGGUCAUCAUGGACAUUGUCCACGUUCAGGUCAAGCGGAUACCCGAAUACGUCUCGUUGGAGCUCUUUGUCAAGAUUCUUGUUCUUGUCGAUUACUACCACAUGCAAGACGCGAUUGCUUCUCAUGCAAAGCUGUGGAUGGAGCAGAUUGUAAGACAGACCUACUUGAUGGCAGAGAAGGCUGUCACCCAGCGUGUGAAGCUAUGCUACUGGGAUCGCUUCUAA
This is a messenger RNA of Alternaria viburni, 600 nucleotides long. RefSeq lists its product as uncharacterized. The record is from RefSeq and is a predicted model, not a curated record. NCBI's taxonomy places the organism in Eukaryota, Fungi, Ascomycota, Dothideomycetes, Pleosporales, Pleosporaceae. The coding region runs from base 1 to 600 and encodes 199 amino acids. The transcript has 2 exons.